UUGGAUCUGUUAAUUGGAAAGAUUGAAAAACGGGGUGGAAAAAUCUCCGAGCAGACUUACAAUGAUCUGGAUUCGGCCAUCGAUUACGGGUGCAUUUUCACGACGGGUUGUGUGCAGGAAUGCAAUCGAUGUCGUUUAUGUGUUAGCAGUAAAGAACAAGUGAUCGCUGUCUUAACUGGAGGUCGACGCAAAUCUGCAGGUUAA
Anisakis simplex (herring worm) is the source of this 204-nucleotide messenger RNA. The record is from the annotation of a GenBank genome assembly. NCBI's taxonomy places the organism in Eukaryota, Metazoa, Nematoda, Chromadorea, Rhabditida, Anisakidae.